CCAUUGCGUUGACGCUUGGACAAAUACGCAUUUUUUGCCUCUGAGGAAGGACAGCUGUGGCUACCUCCAUUGCUGUGAACGUGUUGGCGGUUUGGCGGCAUAACUUAACCCGAUCUCUGUGUUGAACGCGCAUUAGGUUCAUCGUCACCCGAAGAUCAGACCGGUGUUCCGCAUCAGACGUGGCUGUAAGUGGAUGCACAUGCAAGUAUCGCUUCAAAGAGCCGUUCGCCGCAGUAGGCACCCUGCGGUGAGCUAGUCCGCGAGUCCCAGUCUGGUGGAUGGAAGAAGCCACCCAAGGACCCACCAACGAAGGAUGCCGAUCUGCGAAGCAUGGAACUGCGAGAACAGCGGCGACUGCCCUGGCACAACUUUCCACAAGUUCCCAGUGGACUCGCCAAUGCUCUUGAAGGCAUGGGUACACAACGUGAACCUGCCACCACCUUGGGAACCGACCGAAGACUCGAUGCUCUGCUCGGACCACUUCAUGGAGCGCUGCUUCAUGCGCUCGGGCACCUCCACCAGGCUGCGACCUGAUGCCGUGCCCACCAUCUUCGCCUACCCAGACGAUAGGCAGCAGGUAGACGUGAUAGAGACUGUUUCGGACAAUUCUGCUGGGCCAACCAAGAGCAGCGAAGGCAGCGAGUCGUCGUCUUUGGACCACAGCUACGGCACGCCCAAGGCCGCGCCGGCUGCUACCGCAGUGGCACGGGAGGCCUCGGUGCGCAGGGUGCGUGUCCCCGAGGAAGGAGAAUCAAUCCGCAAGAAGCUCAAGUUGUCGAGACAGCGAGUGCGCCGGCUUGAAGAGCGCGUGUCCAUGCUGAACGACAUGGUCUACUCGCUCCUCAACCAGACCAUCAUGGAGAUGUAGGCACGACUGUACGGAUGAAAAUUAGGGUUCUGCUCGAGUCGGCGCCGGAAGUUGGAGUACCACUGCUCAAGCGCCCGCAUGGGGAAGAAGCUCUCGCCCGGAUGGGUGGGCACACUGACGGAGCCCCCGUACGAGGCCAGGUGGUUGAAGAGGCUCUCGGCCAUCUUGGUGCAAAACUCGGUGUGCGAGUCGACGGCCGACGCGUCUCCCAAGGGAGGCGCCUGGAACUGGAUCUGGGCCAGUGGCUCG
Molecule: messenger RNA, 1117 nt
Organism: Dermacentor andersoni
Lineage: Eukaryota; Metazoa; Arthropoda; Arachnida; Ixodida; Ixodidae
Product: THAP domain-containing protein 1-like
Source: RefSeq, a predicted model, not a curated record